UACCUCAUUUUAAUGGCGAAGGAUUUCGGCUGUGAACGUGUCUUGGCCCUGUUCACGUGUUGUUGCUCUCGAAGCAAAUGUGUUACCAGUAAAUUUGUGACUUUUGGGCAUGACGUUUUGACGAAAAAAUUAUUGAAUCCACUGCUAUUUGUUUCUCUAGUUUGAUUUGUUUCAUUUUGUUGACAUUGUGCAUUUUUGUUAUGCCUGCUUCGGUGGCCGAUCCGGUGGCUCUCGUACUGCGAACCGCUUUGAGCGGGAAAAAGGGUCCUUACUCGCAUGAAACAGAAAAUGCUCCAGAAUUACUCGAGGAUCGGUUGGCAGCAUCUGCCAAGAGAGUAUUGCUCUCAUCCAUUGAAUAUGAACCUGCUCCUAAACAACAACUACUUUCGCUGGACACAUUGAAGAGCAAGUAUACUGUGCUCAAUUCCAGCCUUUCUGCUAAAAUCACAUCCCUAAAUGGAUCAAGUCCUGUGACAAUUCAAGAUUCGCUCCCAGCCCCCAAGGUCACCCUGUUUCGAAGUGAAGAUGUGAAAGUUGGGUGGAAAGGCUCUGUACCAGUUGGAGCUGGCAUGAUAAAUAUGGGAAAUACUUGUUAUAUGAAUUCAACGUUACAAGCACUUUUCCACGUCCCAUCAUUGUCUAACUGGCUGUCGAGUGUUAGACAAUGUAAAAACUGUGAUCCUAAUGGAAGUCAGCUCUGUGUUGUGUGUAUUAUUGCUAAGACACUUCAGUCUACGCACGACAAAUCAGGAUCUGUUAUCAAACCCAUUUUGGUCUACAAUAGACUAAAACUGAUUUGCAAACAUUUAGUUCAUGGAAGGCAAGAAGAUGCCCAUGAAUUUAUGCGAUACUUAAUGGAAGCUAUGGAAAAGGCGUAUCUUCAGAGCGUCGGUGGAACUAAACUCGACUCGCGUAGUAAAGAGACUAACCCUCUCGGGCAGAUAUUUGGAGGCUACAUACGAACUGAGGUUACUUGUUUGAAGUGUAAACACACAUCAACCACCUUCCAACAUUUUCAGGACAUCCCUUUGGAUAUUCAGCAUGCCUCAACUCUAGAUGAUGCUUUGGGUCAUUAUUUCCGUCGCGAGAGGCUUGAAGGAGACAAUGCUUAUAAAUGCGAAAAAUGCAAGAGCAAGGUCCCUGCUACCAAAAAAUUUUCAAUUGAGCGCGCCCCGAAUGUACUGUGCAUCCAGUUGAAGCGUUUUGGACUCAUGGGCGGGAAAAUGUCCAAGCACAUCCAGUUCAGUCGUAACCUGAACUUGAAUCGCUUUCUUUUUCAUCAGUCGUCGGGUGGACCCUGUGUUGCCUACAAGUUUGUAUCGCUCAUCAAUCACAUGGGUCCAUCACAGCAUUGCGGUCAUUACACCGCGAUUGCAGAGGCAAGCAAUGGACAACUGUAUCUCUUCGACGAUUGCUCCGUCCGUCUAAUCUCACUUAAUGUCGCAAUGAGUACGGGCGCAUAUGUAUUGAUCUACGAGAAAGUGCAAUCGUCUCCUUCUACUCCUACUAAUAGUAUGGCUAAAAUAAGUAACAUCCAAGCUAACAGUCCAGCUCCUUCGCCUAAGCUUCCGAUUCCACGACCGGCGAUAAUUUCAGAGCCCUCUCGUCCAAAAAUCCAAAUUGAACUAAAAAAGGCUGAUCCUCUUCUAACAAAACCUCGAUUGAUUAUGCGAAACGGGUCGGCACUAUUCAAAUCUUCUACGGCGCUCCCCCCUUCUCCUGUUGUUACUGUUGCUCCUGUUAACGUAUCAGCCGUCAAGGAAGAACCACGCGUCGUCCCUGUAACUGCUCCAAAAACCUCCCCACUUAAAAAUCCGACCGCCUUGGUGCCUUACGAUGGCGAAUCGUCGGAUGAAGAACCAGAGAAAGAAACUGCCACAACCAAUGCUACCACAGAAACCCAUUCAUCAUCUGCUGUUUUGAAAGCUACCGAAACCAAGUGGCAAGUCAGCCCAUCUCCAACUCCUAUUGAGACACCAACUACAGUGUCAAGUAACGGUGGGCCCACAGUCGCCACUAAGUGGCAAGUAUCAGAUAACACUCAGCAGGACAACAGCAGCAGCAGUACCACUAGCAGCGGCAGUGUCAGUCAGAAAUGGAUCGUUCGAUCAUUGAGUGAUACUGAAUCAGAAAGAGCUAAUCCAACACGUAGUGAACAGAAGGUUUACUACAGCGACACAGAGAUGGAUCCACCCUCUACUAAGGACACACCACCUUUAAGAAAACUGGGUAACAAGAUUCGUCUCAUUAGUGGGAAAAUAUUUGGACCUUCCACUAAGCAAGUCGACGCAAAACUGACAAACGAAACUUGUAAAAGUAAGGAUGCAACCCUUCCGACUGAACCAGUCAAAGAAACGAAAUCCGAGCCCGUCAAGGAGGAGCAUUCCCUCAUAACCAGCACUGACCCAGCAACGAAUACACUGCCUGCUGACAUGCCUGCUAAGUGCAGUAAUGUAAAAUGGGAUGGAAGUCGCACUACUGAUACAGUAAAGGAAUUACUCCGCAUGUCUCAUAGUGGAUUCAGCGAUCAAGUUCGAACUUGGGAUGGAGGCAAAAGUCAUUUGACGAAACAAGUAGAGGAUGACAAGCGCUUACAGCGCAAACGGACAGCUGACGACUUGGUGGACGAAGAAAUAGACAAGGGAAAGACUAAGAAGAUCAAGUCCAACAAAGAGGAAAACACUGAAUCCAGUCCUUCUCGCAAUGGUUACAACCCGUUCCAAGUGUUUCAAGACUCUGUUCAGAAGAACAAAGACCAAAAGCAGCAACAUCAUAAACCCGAUCAUUUUAACAAUAAUCAAUCUCACAAUCGAUAUGGUUAUCAAGGUAAUCGGGGUAAGGGCUUUCGCAGUCGUGGAGGAUCAGACCAUCAUCGAUCGAAAAGUCAAUCUUGGCGUCGGUUUCGGUAGUGCAUCCCAUCAAAAUUUCUCUUUGUUGUAAUUUUCACGCCAUCUUACUCUAAAAUUCACAUUGGUUAUAAUCGUAAUUCUUUUUUGUUGCCAUUGGGAAAACUUGUGUAGGGGGUUCAAAUUUAAAGUGACCCAAUGUCUUCUUUCCAUCCUUCUAGCCACUACCGUGUAGUUUUGUUCCUCAAUUACGGUUUGAUUUAUCGAUUAUCGAUGCAAGAAGCGCGCAUUAAUGGAUAUCAUAAAUGAUGAAAAAAUAAUAAAAAUAAAAAAAACAGCGUUAUCUAUCUGUAUAAAUAUAUAACAAUAUUUUACACCCCACUUUCUAACAAUUUUCUUUUUUUCUUAUUAAGAAUUUGAUUUCUCACUCCUAUAUAGUGAAAUUUUUGCAGUAGUUCAUCAAAGGAAAAAUCAAUCCAUAAUCUUUUUAGGGGGGGUCGUAAACUUGGUUUGUUCUGGGCUAGGUGAAGACUAAAAAGAUUUUUAAAAAAUCCUUAACAAUAACGAUUAUAACGAUUACAGGAAAAAUUACCCGAAGGGUUACUGGUCAAAGUUUCGUUUGCAGUAUGGUUUACAUGGGCACCCUCAGUUCUCGUAACACUACAUAGAUGGAUCCACUAGUUUUUGGCAAUUAUUGAUUGUAAUCAACAAUUUUAUUGCAUUUCAAUGGCAGUAAUCGGUAGCUUACAAUUUUUUACAUCUAUUCUGAAAAUUUAGCUGCAAUCGAUUCAGGCAUUUGAUAAAACGGAGUUCUGGUUACUUUUUGACAGAAUUUCAAUAGCUGUUACAGCAGACGAUAAUACAGAGACAUGUGACAGGGAUAUAAACGUAACGUGACAAUCGACUACUAUUGUAUGAUAGAAUAGAAGUCACUGUAUGUUAUCACCGAAAGCUAUCAAUCUCCAGUAACAGAAGUGCUGAUAGGUAGUUACUUAAAUUUAAUUUUAACAAGAUCCGGUGUGACGUGGGGUGGCGGGGCGAAGCCUCCGCCGCACCAAAGUCACGCCUUACCCUUACGCCGCGCCAUAUCAUAUUAGGUUUUUUUGGAAUUUAAUUUUUAUUUAAUGUUUGGAUAGAAACAUGCGGAAAUAUUCUUUUAAUCCCUUUCUCGAUUUUUGCUUAUUACAAUCUUCCGGAAACUAAGGGCAUACAUUUUUUUUAAAUGUUAUUAAUCCAUCUUAAUAAUAGGCCUACCUUUAUAACAGAAUAUUUUUAUUAUUCUAUAACUAUUCUAUAGCUCUGUCUUUGUAAAACUAUACCAAUACUACUAUACCAACUAGAAUACCCUUAACAUUCCCUUCGGGUACCUUGCGGCGUACGUACGCUGCCUACAGUGUAAGACCGACUUAAAAAAAUUCCCUGAGCAAAACCAUGAUGGAGGAAUGGAGGAGGCGCUACUCGGGCUUAAAAGUAUCGAUUCUGUUGGUGGUUCCUUUUUCUGUCACUAGAUGCGGAAGUUGUUUUCAGAUUUAGUUGCCAUCGUUACGAUACCUUACUAGUCUUCAACCCAGCCAGUCUAUUAUGGCACGCCGAAAGGGACACAAAAAAAAAUGUUUAAUUAAAAAAAAAGUUAAGCUUACUUCGAAAAUUACCAAUGAUUCAUAGGUAAACUCGAGUGAUUUCGUCUGUAAUAACUUGUCGGUGAUGUGUUCUAUUCCGUGUAUAUGACUAUAUGUUGGAUAACCUUAAUGUUUUUCAUCAACUCACAGUCAGAGUAAACGUGAAAGUCAUGCAACCUACCGUCAACUAUUUUGUUCAAACUCAUUGUAUUCUACUGAAUGUGUCAUCGAAAUGAUACAGAUCACCGACUUCAGCAUGGAACAAUCUCUCAUUCCAUCUUAUCGAGAAUCUUGGAUAACUGAUUUGUGGUUUCAUGUUUCUAAAUUGGCAUGACUGACUAUAUGAGAAGUUAUGUCCUUCCAAGAAAAGGACUUACAGUCAACAAGAUUCCUUGUUUGCUAACCCGGCGUUGGCUGCUACCCAUGAAUCUCCCUAUUUUUCAAGAACAAAAAAAGAGGUUAAAUAUUGUGAUCAUGCUAUCAUGAGUAUCAUCAUUAUGUUGCCUAUAAGACCGAAUGUGGGGCAUAUGGUUAUCCCUCCAAAAUAAGGCAAUGACCACACGUUCAACGCGGAUCAUCGCUUUGUCAUCGAACUUGACUCAUUCCAUCUUCUGGAUUGCUUAGGAAAGCUGAUUGGUGUUAUUCUGUGUAACUUCAUUGUCAUGUCACUGAAUUUAAAUUUUGUUUACAUUUUGUUUAGCUUGAUUUAGCCAUUUAGGUAAUGACCGAGAAGAUGCGGCCUACAUGAACAUCAUUUAGGCGACCAGCAUCAUUCGACUACCCAACCGGCUUCUACUACCCUGCUCUCAACACAGCACGGAGUUUUACUCUUAGAUUUUUGGCUGUUCGCGAUGUGUGAUGGCGUUUCCUUGGACGAGAUGAUGAUUUUGGCGAGAAAAAUAUUGCGAACCUGAAGGUUCCUACAUUUGCAUGACAGACUUUAUGAAAAGUAAUGUUCUUUCAAGAAAGUCAACAAGGUCCCUUUUUGCUAACCCAAUGGCUGCUACCCUUGAAUCUCCCUAUUUAGCUCCUUACACAGUCCCUCUUGAUUUGAGGGUGAUCCUUCGCUACUGAUCAUGGACUCCAUUGGUGAAACUGAAAACCGACGAGAGAAUGCUGUAAUCCAAGACUGAUAAAUUGUGUGCUGAUUUAAACAAGUUGCGACUGGAGAACCACCUGCAGGUCGAGGGUCUAUGAGAAAGAUUCCUACCGUCAAAGAAACCAAACAAACCCAAGGUCGCCGUGUACGACUUACUGAACAUUUCAUACCAACUCUUCCUCUGUUACUCGGGAAAUAUAUGACUGAUCCCGAACAAGUUGCAAACCUCUUGUCAAUCCCUCAAUACCUUAAUAUGGAAAUCUAUACUACCUCACGUCAAGAGAAGAGUCUAGAUUCGUUAUUGCGCUUGAUCCAGAAUAUAGUGGAAAGGCACACCACAACAGAAGUGUUGGAAGGCUGCGCUCAAGCGCUGGAAUAUCUUUGUAAUGAAGAUUACGCCAUAUCUUCUCGAUGUGAUUUAACAAGGAACACUUUAAUUGAUCGUAUCGUUAAGAAAUGCGAACAAGAUUAUGAAAAUUAUGUAACACUGAUGGCUGGCGACGACGAGCCCAACAAGGAUUCGGUGUUUACGCUGGUAUUGGGUUUGAAAAAAAUUGCCUUAUUCUCGUCACAUCACAAUCUUGGGACAUGGAAUUUGUGGGAUGUUUAACGGAAUUCAAGAAACUUUAAACCUAAAUCGGUCAAUGCCACUUGAAGCUAUAAAAUAUUGCAUUUCUGCUUGCCAUUCUGCUGUUUUAUGGGAGCUUCUGCAAUUCAAAAACUGUUCUGGACAAGGAACGUCUGCCGCCCAACAACAGAAACAAUUAAGAGAUCAUUUGGACGCGUACAUGUCUUUGAUGACUGAGCUUAUCACUUCGAACGUUGCUGAUUUUAGAGAAGAGGCAUACGUGUCUGUAGGGGAUUUGCUUAUAUGUUUUAGCAAGCGACUAAAAGACAAUCCUCAGUUAAAACCGCUUGUUUACGAGCCUGAUCGUGACCUACAACAAAUUCUGGAAAACUUCAUUCAGACUUAUGUAUUUGUUGAAGAAGAAGAAGAUGUAGACGAGGAAGGCGACGAAGGCGACGAACAUAAAAAAAUUGAAAAAUUGCACAAUCGCCGGAACUAUUUAUCGGUUUUCUGCAAACUCGUGGCUUGCAACGUCUUGCCUGUAAAAGCUGCGGCAGGUGUUAUUAGACACUAUGUCAAGUAUUACGAUGAUUACGGUGACAUCAUUAAGACAUUAUUGGGAAAAACUCGAAACAUCAACAAAAUUACCAGUGCAAAAACUAUGGUUCUUAGUCUCUCAUUGCUGUUUCACGAUCUAACAAGGGAUGGUGGAAGUCGUAUUGAUCGGCAGUCAGAAGAAUUUCUUAGUGUCAAGGAAUUGGCCAAAGAAUUGGCCAUGUCAUUUGGACUCGAUACGGUGAAAAAUCGCGAAGCUAUCACCGCCCUUCAUAGAGACGGAAUUAUUUUUGCCAAAUCCACUCGAGAAUCCAAAUAAUCAAAUUGGCCCUCUUCCUAAUUUAGCGUUUCUUGAAAUUUGUGGCGAGUUUUCAAACAAACUGUUAAAACAAGACAAAAAGGUGGUUUUACAGUUUUUGGACCGAAUGCUGAUCAUGGGUAGGCUUUCACCUCGUCGAGAAUGGGAACCUAUCUUGUUCUACCGGAAUUCCUUGGUUCAUGGCGAAACUGAUCCACCUCCGCAUUCUGUCAGGAGCGCUAACAGACGACGUCGUCGCGAUACAGGUGGAGACGACGGUGAAAUCGCUGAUAACGAUGAUGGAUCAGAUCACGAAUUUGCCGAGGGUGGGUAAUGUUACCCGGUUUGACUUCAGCAUUUGAGUCUUGUGAAUGAAUGAAGUGAAUUCGUAGUAACAUAACAUGUACGUGUAAAAGUUUCAUUUCAUUUUUUGAUAAAUUUCCAGUGUUAACGCAUCUUAUCUGCGAUGAUUCUAGGAAAUGUUAGUUUUUAUUAACGUUUGGUGAGGUGCUUUGUUAUUUAUCCUUUUGGCUACUGAACUGCGACAUGUAAAUUUCCAUUUUAACAAUGGAUCCUGCUGUUAGAUUACGUACGAUCGCACUUGUAGGAUUCUCUAGGAUAAAUAAACACAGUUGACAGUU
Molecule: messenger RNA, 7626 nt
Organism: Daphnia pulex (common water flea)
Lineage: Eukaryota; Metazoa; Arthropoda; Branchiopoda; Diplostraca; Daphniidae
Gene: scny
Product: ubiquitin carboxyl-terminal hydrolase 36-like
Exons: 18
Coding region: 201-2909 (902 amino acids)
Biological process (GO): protein deubiquitination; regulation of apoptotic process
Cellular component (GO): nucleus; cytosol
Molecular function (GO): cysteine-type deubiquitinase activity; cysteine-type endopeptidase activity
Source: RefSeq, a predicted model, not a curated record